UUUGUGUCUAAAAAAUGUCAGGUAUUUUUGAUGAGAAUCUUAACUUCAUAUAUAGUCAUCUAAAUCAGAAAUUUAACUGUAUGAUAAAAUAUAGUUAGAACAUCCAUUUCAUAUUUUUUCAAUUAGAUAAUUUUCAGUAUUGCUUGAUUUAAGUGAAUAGCUCAAGCCAAGCUUAUGGUUCAAUUCAGCUUCAACUAGUAUUAUGAUUAUCAUUCCUAAACUGCAGUUCAAAAAAGUAAAGAAAGUUCACAUUUGACUUUAUUUUUACAAAAUCCUGUUCUGCAUAAAAUAGAAUAACACAUAAAAAAAAUCUUCUAAAACAGCUGCGGUCUUAUUUAUUAAACCAAUUAAUUCCACGUAAAAAUAAACAAUUUUUUACCAUCUCACAAAAUCACAGUGUUGAAGAAAAAAAUUAACUGAUAAAAAUUACUUUCUUGUUUAUUAAUAUGCUUUUAAAAACAGUGUAUUAUCACACCAAUUGAUGUUUGCAACCUCUACGUUGUCAUACUAUUUUUCAAAUGUCACAACAGAUUGUUAAACAAAGUGUUCUCAUGAAGAAGCGAAAUUUUCUGUUACUGGUAUUCUGUUGGAAGUUGUUAGUGAACUUAAUACAUGCAACAUCUUCUUCGUCAGAAUCAACACCAUCGUCACAUAUUGAAUGUGACACUUGGAAAGCAUAUGGCUCUCAUUGCUACCGAGUUUUCAAAAAUUUUGAAUACUUUAAUACAGCUCAAGAGACAUGCCAAAGAUAUCAUGGUGAUCUAGCUUCCGUGCUCAAUGAAGAGGAAAACCUUUUUCUUAACAGACUUAUUGCCAACGAAACAUUGUACCAAGAGGCGUGGAUAGGAAUGAAAAGAAGUAAUGUCAAUUUUUCGUGGGUCAGGGGAGAUAUUGUGAGUUACACCAACUGGAUGUUUGAUCGUCCAGGAGGGAGAGGAGACUGUACAGAAAUGAUACCUGGUGGAAAAUGGUCUAACAUUUUGUGCUACAGUCGCAUGCAAUUUGUAUGUCAAAAAGGACCGACAAUCAUAGAAGAUAACUCUCAGUUGUACCUAAUCAUGCAUAUCACGAUUCCACUUUCCUGUGUCUUCAUCAUGUUCCUCUUUGUAGGAUUUCUGUGUAUUAGAAGUCAUAAAGAACUUGCAGAAGUAAAACGACAAACCAAAGAAGCCAGUCCUUUCCAACUUGUUCAAGCAGCCAUGGGCUUGCCUCUUUCAAAAACACCCGAUUUAUUCAGAUCAAGUAAAGGAAAGAAUCUAUGGCAAGGCGCUAUUGAGCGAAUUAAACUCGAGCAGAUGCAUAAUAAUCCUUUAAAUAGUCCAGAAACCUUUCUGCAACGUUCAAGUGUAUCAAAUGACGCAGAAGAGGGUAGCAAUAAUAACAAUAAAAGUCCUAAAACAAAUAACAAAUUUUCAGCUCUUGUGCAAACAGUAAUGAGAAAUCGUGCAGAAACAAUACUGCAUGAUGGACAGCUAGGAGCUCCUGAACUUCCAUCCAUUACAAUUGAAAACAAUUACAUAUCUUUUGACACAGAUUUUCACAUUGAAGACGAUAAUAAUGCACACCCUGCUGACGCCAAUUCGACAGCGUCUAGUAGUUCAUCGGCCUUAUUAGAAUCUGAUUCCUCCACUAAUAGGUUGUAUGAAUCAAAAAUGGAUAUCUGGUUGAAAAAAACUCAUUAUGUCGAACCAAAAGAAAAUUCGAUGCACAAGAAACGCAAAUUUGUUAAAGAGGGGAAACAGAACGCUGUUGAUAUUGAAGAUAGCAUUGUUGAUGGUGACAAUGAUGCUGACGUUGAUGAUGUUUUUCGAAAUCCUGAAGAGGAAGUUGAUAAAGAAGUUAAAAGUCGGCGUGAUAAUGUUAAUAAAAGUGAGAGCACCGUUAGAAGGGGUUCAAACUUAGUCGAAGUCAUUGUCGACGUUAACCAUCGUCAUCCACUAAGCAGACAAAGCUCUUUGCCAACUCCAUCGAACAUUUUUAAUAUUUAUUCACCCGAUAAAUCAGACGUCUUUAUUUCAGGUCCAAAGUUUUUCAAUGACAGAAAAACAGAACUUGCUAUUAGAAAGUCAAAUCCUGCAGUAGAGAAACAGUAUGUGGAGGAGCGAAUCAGUUUUGCUGACGCCCUUCGACGUGAAUCUUUUAAAAGACGAGAUAAAUACUUCCCAAACUCUAAUAUCGAGAGCGUGAUUGAAAGGACUGAAAACAACCGCUCGCCAAUUAGAACAAAGUUUAAGCGUGUCAAUAACGAUUACCUAAAGGUAACAUUGUGCUAAGAUUUUUUAUGCAAUGAGUAAUUUUUGUAAAAAUGUAUUUAAAAUAAUUCUUUUAAAAUUUUAAA
Hydractinia symbiolongicarpus is the source of this 2338-nucleotide messenger RNA. RefSeq lists its product as uncharacterized. Lineage: Eukaryota; Metazoa; Cnidaria; Hydrozoa; Anthoathecata; Hydractiniidae. Bases 519 to 2273 code for a protein of 584 amino acids. The record is from RefSeq and is a predicted model, not a curated record. The transcript is spliced from 4 exons. Gene Ontology annotation, molecular function: signaling receptor activity.